Messenger RNA from Anopheles cruzii, 612 nucleotides. Its product is annotated as syntenin-1-like. Gene Ontology annotation, molecular function: protein binding. NCBI's taxonomy places the organism in Eukaryota, Metazoa, Arthropoda, Insecta, Diptera, Culicidae. The coding region runs from base 1 to 576 and encodes 191 amino acids. The record is from RefSeq and is a predicted model, not a curated record. Gene Ontology annotation, cellular component: plasma membrane; cytoplasm. The transcript has 3 exons.
AUGAUCGAGCUUCCCGGUGUGCUCAUACUCUGCAAGGGUGGCGACAAGAAAGUUGGCCUCCGAGUACAGGCCAUCAACAAGGGUGUGUUCGUUUGCCUCGUCGUGAAGGACAGCCCUGCGGCAAUGGGCGGUUUGAGGUUCGGGGAUCAAAUUUUGCAAAUCAACGGAAAGCUCGUGGCCGGAUUUUCGGUGGACGAUGUUCACAAGCUGCUGAAGAAGAGUGACAAUAACAACAUUUCGAUUGUGGUGCGCGAUCGACCACUUGAGCGUGCCAUCACGAUGCACAAGGACUCGUCAGGAACGUUUGGGUUCCAGUUUAACAACGGGAAGAUCACCGCCAUCGUGAAGGACUCGUCGGCGGCUCGUAACGGCCUACUGAUCGACCAGCAACUGCUGGAAGUGAACGGUCAAAACGUGAUCGGUAUGAAAGAUAAGGAAAUAACAAAACUUAUCAGUGCUUCCGAACGCACGAUCACUCUGACAAUCGUACCGAGCGUCAUCUACGACGUUAUGAUGAAAAAGCUGUCCACGUCUUGGGUUCGCGGAAAGAUGGAUCACUCCAUUCCGGACUUUUAAGUUUCAGAUCUGCCUUCGAGAAAGAGCGAGAGUGAU